Molecule: messenger RNA, 2198 nt
Organism: Rhodamnia argentea
Lineage: Eukaryota; Viridiplantae; Streptophyta; Magnoliopsida; Myrtales; Myrtaceae
Product: serine/threonine-protein kinase tricornered
Exons: 13
Coding region: 29-1879 (616 amino acids)
Biological process (GO): intracellular signal transduction; peptidyl-serine phosphorylation
Molecular function (GO): protein serine/threonine kinase activity; ATP binding
Source: RefSeq, a predicted model, not a curated record
UUCUCUCUCUCUGUAUAUAUAUGUACAUAUGCCAGUUCAUCCCCCUCUCUAUCUGGACUCGUUGCAGCGGACUCGAUCCCGAUCUCGCCUCGGAAUUCCUCGCCCCCCAACGAAGCUUCCCUCGGAUUCAACAUGCUGGCUUUGUGAUCGAUUCGGCUCCCUUGUCGUGCCUCCGGGUUCGUUCGAGCUUGAUUCGCGAUUCGCUGGAGAGAUGGACGGCGGGGAUGGGACUGUCAGGCUCGGGGCGCUCAACUUCAGGCCCGACCGGGCCGCGGCCCUCGAUUUGGCUCCGGACGUUGGGGUGUCGUCGCCGGUGACGCGGCAGAAGGCGGCGGCCGCCAAGCAGUUAAUCGAGAACCACUACAAGAACCAUCUCCAGGGCUUGCAGGAUCGCAAGGACAGGCGGCGAGCACUCCAAAGGAGAGCACAAGAAGCUCAGGUGUCUAGCGAGGAGCAGCAGGAAAUGCUGAGGAAUCUAGAGCGCAAGGAGACGGAGUUCAUGAGGUUGCAAAGACGUAAAGUGGGAAUGGAUGAUUUUGAACAGUUAACUGUCAUUGGUAAAGGCGCAUUUGGAGAGGUGAGACUAUGUCGUGCAAAGAUUACGGGAGAGAUCUUUGCCAUGAAGAAGUUGAAAAAAUCCGAGAUGCUUAGCCGUGGACAGGUUGAGCAUGUUCGUUCUGAGAGGAACUUACUUGUGGAGGUUGAUAGUCAGUGCAUUGUUCAGCUUUACUAUUCCUUUCAAGAUUCGGAAUUCUUAUACCUCAUCAUGGAAUAUUUACCUGGUGGUGAUAUCAUGACAUUGUUGAUGAGGGAAGACAUUCUUUCUGAAGAUGUUGCACGGUUUUACAUAGCAGAGAGUAUUCUAGCGAUCCACUCUAUUCAUCAACAUAAUUAUGUGCACAGGGACAUUAAACCAGAUAAUCUGUUGCUGGACAGAAAUGGCCAUUUGAAGCUUUCUGAUUUUGGUUUGUGUAAACCCCUAGAUGACAAGUAUUCUGCAAUUUUAUUGGAAGAUGAAGGUUUAAUCUCUCAAGAAAAUCCAAGUGGAUCCAGUGGACACUCUGGUGUUGAUGGAGCACCUUGGUUCAUGCAAAAAGACCAAUUGCUACGAUGGAAACGUAAUCGGCGUGCAUUGGCAUAUUCUACUGUUGGAACUCUUGACUACAUGGCGCCUGAGGUAUUGCUGAAAAAGGGAUAUGGAAUGGAGUGCGAUUGGUGGUCGUUGGGUGCAAUCAUGUACGAGAUGCUUGUAGGCUAUCCUCCCUUCUGUUCUGAUGAUCCCAGGAUCACAUGCCGUAAGAUUAUUAAUUGGAAAGCAUGCCUGAAGUUCCCUGAGGAACCAAAGAUAUCAGAAGAGGCUAAGGAUUUAAUCUGUCACUUGCUUUGUGAUGUUGAAACAAGACUAGGGACUGGAGGAGUGGAGGAAAUAAAGGCACAUCCAUGGUUCAAAUCUGUUCAAUGGGACAUGCUUUAUGAGAUGGAAGCUGCUUAUAAGCCUACUGUUACGGGGGAAUUGGACACGCAGAAUUUUGAGAAAUUUCCAGAAGUAGAAGGCCCACCAUCUUCAACGCCAACUGUUGGACCUUGGCGGAAGAUGCUGACAUCGAAAGACACUAAUUUCAUAGGAUUUACUUAUAAGAAAUCAGAUGUUCUUAACUCACUGGAAAGUUCAGAAAACCAAACUAACUUCAAAAUUUCGAUGCGGACUGCAGGUGCGGACCUGAAACCGCAAGGAGUUUCAAGGACCCCAUCUCUAGUUUCCUUGUUAGGUCAGAUGGGACUGCUGGAAAAUGAAAUGUCCGUGGACGAUCAAAGACUGGAACAAUUGGUGAUGGGGAGAAGGGAAAAGGAGAACAAAUAUCGUGAUCCAUUCAUUUGAGACGACAAUGUAAGAAUUCGAAUAACGGGAGCUUAGGCUUUGAUGUUGUAGCAUUAUUUUGUCCUCUCUCGACUGUAUAAUGAGCGCCUUGUUGUACAAAAAAAAAAAGUUUUGAGAAUUCAUUUUCUUGAGCAUGAUCAAAUCAUAUGAUAUAGCCCACAUUUUCCGAAGAAGUUUCCCCUUUAGUAUGGAUCAGACGGUUUACGUAAUGUACUCCAGCGAGCUGUAAUUAGGAGGCUCUAUGAUUGGUUGAAAAUCCGAAUGCAGCGGAGGACUAGCAUGAACUUUUCAUGAAUGGAAAUAAUGAAGAAAUUUUUUU